Drosophila hydei is the source of this 632-nucleotide messenger RNA. RefSeq lists its product as uncharacterized. NCBI's taxonomy places the organism in Eukaryota, Metazoa, Arthropoda, Insecta, Diptera, Drosophilidae. The record is from RefSeq and is a predicted model, not a curated record. The transcript is spliced from 3 exons. Bases 3 to 572 code for a protein of 189 amino acids.
CAAUGUUAAAACGUUCGUUGCUCUUCUGCUCUGUGGCCUGGAUAAUGCUCUGUCUGCCUGAUGAUUGUGCCGGCAAGCGCAACUGGGACUAUCAACCGCUGUCCACAGAAAGCACAUCAUCGAAUGAGGAUUUGGCAAAAAUUGAGACCAAAGUUGAACGAGUCGGACGCGACGAAUAUGCAUUUUCUGGUACAUUGGUCAUUAAUUAUGAUAUGGAUGAGACUACUAUGGUGGAAGCGUGGGGCUAUCGCAGCUCGUCGGGCAGCGAGGACGACUACAAGCUAUUGCCCUGGGCCAUACAGAAGCAAACAUUUGAAAAGUUUGCCAAUGAUUAUUAUGAGAAGUUGUUCUUUAACAAUUUGCACCACUGUUCCAAUAUACCGGAGACAAAGGACGUAUAUCCCUGGCCCAGAGGCACCUACACCUUCGACAAGUGCGUCGUUGUUGGCGAUGGAAUGCCCGAAAUAGCGCCCGAAGGCUACUACAAGGUAUUCUUUGAAGUUACCGGGGAAUGCCGUAUACUUUUCUCGGCCAUACUACAGGUGACGACCAAAACUGCAGUGCUUGGUUGAAAGGCCAUGUAAACAAUGUAUGAAAGUCUAUUAAAUAUGAAUAUAAUUAAAGAUCAAGCA